AUGGGUCCCAAGCACGAUUUCUGCACUACCAUGCCAUUUCACCCCAAUGGAAGCUCUUAUGGAAAGAUUGUGACACAGGAAAUGCCUCUUGUCGACUCCGAUUUCAGUAGCGGCUCUGGGUCCCCUGGGAGAAGAAACUCGAUCUGCAGCAAUCUGGAAAACUCAGGGAAAGCUUCUGCAUCUAUCAAAGGAAGUGGCUGGAUGCUUAAGUCGUCUCUCCGUCCUUCUUUUGAAUUCGAGAUCUCCAAUGGUAAGAAGGUCGCCAAGUGUUUAUACUGUGGUAAGCGAUAUUCCGAGGGAGAAUCAACGGGAAACCUAUCAAAGCAUGUUCGCAACCUACACCCAGCUGCUUUCAACAACACGAAUAAUAAAGUCCAAAAGUCGACAGCGUCGGGCACUUUUGGGAAGCGAUCAAACGCUUUAAAAAUUUCCAAUUUGAUCGAGGAUGAGUACACGAUGAAUCCUGAGACAUUUCAAACAGUGUUGCUCGUCGUUGAAGGUUUUCUGCCAUUCAGUACUGUUCAGCUCAAAACUUGGAAUGUUAUCAAUAGAUGGAGAGGGUCUGGUGAAUUCAUUCAAUCGAGGAAGACGCUAAUUAAAAAGCUGGACCUGUAUUCAUGCUACAUGGACAAAUGUUUGGCGCUCAAUUUAAAGGAUACUAAUCUCGUGAACGUUUUGCUAGGCACAUGGAAGGCACCCACCGGAGAGUCAUUUCUUGGCGUCAUGGUGUCCUUUGUGCCAAACUUCUUCAACGAAGAUACCUUGAAGACCGCUACAUCUUCGUCAUUAUUUUUAAACAAUGCUGGCAAGGUGCAAAAUACGCAUUUGCUUGAAUUUGUCAGUCUUGGCAGUGAUCAGUAUACAGGGCAACAGUUGUGUUCAUUAUUUUUAUCCUUAUUGCAAAAACAUCGGCUAGAGGACAAGGUUGCUACCAUUACAAUGGACACUACUAGAAAAAGCUGUGCCGUUUACUCUCAUUAGAUCCAUGAUAACCUCAAAAUUUACAAGCCUCUUGCAUAUCUCCUGUUCAAUCGCGUGCGCUACGUAAGGUGUGCAAGUGACGUACUGAGUUUGCAGUUUCAGAAGAUAGUCGAGCAUUUAUCUCACACAGUUGUCUUCACGUAGACCUUUGCCAAAGUGAGCAAGCUCGCAAAAAUCAUGAAAUGCUCGACCCGAAUUAAAACGAGCUUUCGUGACUCUAAAAUACCUUCAAUGCCUCUUGAGGUACCUUCAAAAUGGAUAUUAAAGUGGCGUCAGAUAGAGAGAUUUCUAGCAAAUCGAGAGUUAUACGAAGCUUGGUGUCAACGCAAAAAGGACAGCGGGGAUGAGCAACUGUCCUCAAGGCUGCGACGCCACCUCAUUCAUGAUAAAAGAACAAUUGAAUUAUUAACAUACUUUGUCGAGGUGUGCGAAUUGUUCAACGACCUUAAUCAACAAUUGCAGAGUGAUGAAUAUAACUGUUUAUCCACUGCUAUUCCCUUCUACUAUCUUUUGGAGCACUAUUACAGCGCUUCAAUACAAGUUGGAGAGGGAAAAAGGCUUAAGCGAUCAUCCUCAGGCCCGGAUUUCUCUUGCCUCAAUGGCUCAUACAAAUUGCACUCGGACGACAAAGAGCUUGUUUUCGAGGCCAUGACGCUUGGAAGAGCCUUGCACCAUGAAUAUUUCACUAAAGUCCAAAAUGAUCCCAUUUUUCUUUUGUCGGUUCUGCUGGAUCCUAGGUUCAAGACCGAAAAGCUGUACAAGAAAAUGCAUUCAGCAGAGGCUGUUCGAAACAUCCAGUUAUGCGAGACAUUCAUCAAAAACUACUUUAAAGAGUACAGAUCUAUCAGUUCUUCUGACGUGGAAAUUAUGGGUGAAAGGCCUUGUCAUCCUGUGGGACGCAAUCCAUUGGACUUUGACAUCCAAGAAAUAGGGCUACUAGACUCGGAGGUUCCUGAAGAUAGAGAGACCAACGAUAUUCGAUCAACUUUAAAAGAGUGGCACAUUUACUUAGAAGAGCCUCUCUUGGCUGCAGGCUCGAAAGAAGAUGCCGUAAAUUGGUGGUUUGAACUACGCCCGAAGUUUCCGCGACUUUUCAAACUUGCCAUGUCCCUGCUCUACACCAAGGUUUCGAUUUGUGAUGUUGAGAGGAAGUUUUCAUUCGCGGAAAGGGUAAUGCGGAAAGAUUACACGCGGCUAGAUAAGAAGAAUGUUAGUACAUUAAUGGUGCUAAGGGAUAGGUUUCUCAACUUCAACUUUUACGAGAACAAUGGAAUACCGCUAGUUCCUGCCGAGUUUGAAGAACGUGACAGUAACAAGGAACAGUGCCUCGAGCUCAACACAGAUCACUCGGAUUUUAGCAACUUUGAUUCUGAUCCUGAUAGCGCAGAGGAUGAAGUGCGCCAAGUGCGCACAGAUGACGGAGAAACUUGUGUUUAA
This is a messenger RNA of Lachancea meyersii CBS 8951, 2418 nucleotides long. The record is from the annotation of a GenBank genome assembly. Lineage: Eukaryota; Fungi; Ascomycota; Saccharomycetes; Saccharomycetales; Saccharomycetaceae.